AAGGGAUAUGGACGCGAGACGGGAUUCCAGCCGCUUGAUCUAAGUCGCAUGAGAUGGGGCAAGAUGGACCGGCUGUUCAGCCGGCGUGUCGCAGGCAAGCGCUUCCAAUUAUUAAAUGCCCGAGUAAACUGGGGCGAAUGAUCAAAUCUCCUCUCGCUUCCCCACCCGAAUCCAUCCACCUACGCACGCGCCCACCUCCCAGCCGCCUGGGCGGCAGCGAUGGACGUCGCCGAGUCACCGGACAUCCAGGCUCAGCUCGCCGCGGCCGUGCACGCACUUAAUCACGCCUCGCAUCCCUCCGCACGUCUAGCCGCCAACCAGUGGCUCCUCGGCCUACAGCGCUCGCCGCAGGCGUGGGCGCUGUCUGUCUCGCUCCUCGCUUCCGCGGAUCAUCCGGCCCCUUCCGUCGAUCUACUCUUCUUCGCCGCCCAGAUGCUUCGCCGGAUGAUCCAGUCACCCGACUACCCGCUCCUGGACAACGCCGCGCAGCUCCUCGACGCGCUCCUUGUCGCAGCGCGCCGUUUCUGCCUUGCCCCUCCCCGGCUGCUCACGCAGAUCUGCCUGGCCCUCGCGGCGCUGGCGCUCCGCGCGGAGGGAGGGGUAGACGGGCUUUUCGCUCGAAUGCCGCACCUACCCGACCCCGCCUUGCUGGAGCUGCUCACCGUGCUCCCCGAGGAGGUGGCGCAGGAUGAGAGCGGCGACACGGGGGUCGACUCCGCCACGCGGUGCAGGUUCACGCGUGAGCUGCUCACGCACGCGCCCGCCGUGCUUGAGUUCCUGCUAGCGCAGUCUGAGAAGCCGGCCGCCGCCGACGGGCUGCCCCUCCACGAGCGCAGCCGUAGAAUCCUGCGAUGUCUACUGAGCUGGGUUCGCGCGGGAUGCUUCGCGGGAGCGCCGGCGUCCGCCCUCGCCGCACACCCACUUCUGACGUUCGCGUUCAACUCCCUGCAGGCGUUCUUCUCGUUUGAAGUGGCCAUAGAGGUUAUGACCGAACUUGUCAGCCAGUACCAAGAAUUACCGCAGGCAUUUCUAAGCAAGAUGCCAUACAUCAGAGAGGUUCUUCUUUUACCAGCUCUAGCUAAUAGAAGUGAGAAGAUUAUUGCUGGUCUUACUAGUUUGAUGUGCGAAGUUGGUCAAGCAGCACCUGGUUUGGUUGCAGAAGGGAGUAAUGAAGCACUUUCUCUUGCAGAUGCACUUUUGAGGUCAAUCUAUUGUACUGCCAAUGUGGAUCUUACUCUCAAUUGCAGAUGUAUAGCCUUUUCUAGUGAAGACUGGGAGAUCGCAGAUUCCACCUUGCAGUUUUGGUGCAGUUUGGCACAUUGUAUUCUUGGAAUCGAUGAGCAAACAUCCAAAAGGAAUGCCGCACAAGAGUUGUUUCUCCCUGUUUUUUCUUCACUGCUAGAUGCUCUUCUUUUCCGUGCUCAGAUUAUUGAUAUUGACGAGCAUUGUACUGGCGGAGUAUCUUCCAUACCUGAUGGACUAGUACAGUUCAGGCUGAACCUGGAGGAGCUCCUUGUUGAUAUUUGUUUGCUUCUAGGUGCUCCUACAUACAUUAAUAAGCUUCUUUCUAGCGGAUGGGGACUGGCUAGCCAAUCAACACCUUGGAAAGAGGUAGAAGUUAGAAUGUACGCACUUAGCAUGGUUGCUGACACAAUUUUACAAGAUGGAAGCCCCUUUGAUUUUUCAGUUGUAAUGCACUUUGUGAACAUUCUGCCCAGCAGAACACCUGCUGAACUGAAUGGAUGCCAGUUUUUGAUAUACAAAUCUUUUGGUGAUGUCAUUGGUUCUUAUUCAAAGUGGUUAUCAUCUUCCAAAAGUAAUAUUAAGCCAUUACUCCUAUUCUGUGCUUCAGGGAUUUCAAAAUCCAUAUCAUCAAACUCUUGCUCCGUAGCUUUACGUAAACUUUGUGAGGAUGCUUCAUCAUUCAUCCAUGAGCCUCCAAUUCUAGAAAUUCUUUUCUGGAUUAGUGAGGGUAUGGGCGAGGGGAACCUGCGGAUAGAGGAUGAGGAAGAGAUCAUUAGUGCAAUUACACAUGCUCUAUGUUCUAUUCUCGAUAAAGAAUUGAGGAAAACUUCACUGGCCAGGCUACUUUGUUCAAGCUACUCAGCAAUUGAAAAGAUUAUUGACAUAGACAGAGAUGAAUUGCUAAGGCAAAAUCCUAGUGCUUACGCACAAGCCUUGAACACCGCAGUUCAUGGACUUCACAGAAUGGGUGCAUUGUUCAGUCAUUUGGCGACGUCAGUUACAUCUGGUCUAAUUGAUGAUGAUACGAUUUCGGUUCUUUUCGGUAUAUUCUGGCCACUCCUUGAAAUACUUUCCCAGUCAUCUCAUAUGGAGAACACUAGUUUAUCUACAGCUGCUUGUCGUUCUCUUUCUUCGGCCAUACAUUCUUGUGGACAACAUUUCCAAAUUUUGUUACCUAAAAUUCUUGAACGCUUAUCUACGAAUUUCUUGCUGUAUCAAAGGCAUGACUGCUUCUUAAGAACAGCUGCCAACAUGAUUGAAGAAUUUGGCCAUAAGGAAGAACACAGUGUUGUAUGUGUGAAAACUAUUGAAACGUUUAGCUCUGCAGCUUCACUAUCAAAUUUGAAUUCUUCUUACACAUGUGAUCAAGAACCUGAUCUAAUUGAAGCCUAUGCAAACUUCGCAUCUGCAUUUAUCCGCUGCUGUCCAAAGGAAGCUAUUGUCGCAUCUCGCUCGCUGCUUGAGCUGUCAUUUCAAAAGGCAGCUAUAUGCUCUACAGCAAUGCACCGAGGAGCAGCACUUGCAGCAAUUUCAUAUAUAUCGUGUUUUUUUGAUGCUAGCCUUACUGAUGUGCUGGAAUCUCCAGAAUGCCCCUCUGAUGAAUCACGUGGUGUGGUGCUGGUUCAAAUUUUAGCACGCUGUGGUGAAGGUCUUAUGUCUAACGUAUUUUAUGCUCUACUUGGUGUAUCAGCCUUGUCAAGGGUACAUAAAUCUGCAACAAUGCUGCAGCAGUUGGCGGCAUUGUGUAGCCUCUGCGAGAGAACAAUGUGGAAGGGGAUACUUUGUUGGGAUUCCCUUUGUGGGUGGCUGCACACAACGGUGAGUUCUUUGUCCUCGGAAUACCUAAGGCAAGGGGAAGCCGAGAUGAUAAUUUCGUUAUGGCUCAAGGUGCUUCAGGAUGCUGCCUCGGACUAUCUUCACAACAGGACUGGUGACAAUUACAGAAACCAUCCUGGUUACAUGCAAGGAAAAGGUGGAAGAACCCUUAAACGGGUAAUUCGAGAUUUUGCAGAAAGCCGUCGAAAUGUUCCCACCCCCUAUACUGAUAGCAGGUGGAGCUGAAGUUUGACGUAACCGUUUGGAAUAGCUUCCAUGAGAUAAAGAAGGUCCUUGCUUUGAUAUGGAAUGCAACGGCUCGCUUUGGUGGCACAGUAUAGAAUGUUGAUCCCUAGGUUUUGUCUCUGUAUUAAGGACGUGUUUGUGUCAAAAAAUGAAACGCAAACGUAAAUGCAAACAAAUGACGGUGUUACUGUAAACGGUACAAAAAACUAAAAACUGUUUGGUUUCUGAAGUGUAACAUUAAUCCA
This is a messenger RNA of Hordeum vulgare subsp. vulgare (domesticated barley), 3551 nucleotides long. Its product is annotated as transportin MOS14. Gene Ontology annotation, biological process: protein import into nucleus. The transcript is spliced from 21 exons. The record is from RefSeq and is a predicted model, not a curated record. Bases 220 to 3306 code for a protein of 1028 amino acids. NCBI's taxonomy places the organism in Eukaryota, Viridiplantae, Streptophyta, Magnoliopsida, Poales, Poaceae. Gene Ontology annotation, cellular component: nuclear membrane; cytoplasm.